AUGGAACCUUUUGAUUACAUUAAAUGUGUUUUAGAAAAUUUAAGUCUAAGAAAGCGAGAACAAAUCAAUUAUCUAAUUCCAAAUCUUCGAAAGAGCAACUCUCUUAUUCCAUUUAGUUUCGAAUCAGUCACAAUUGACAAUGAGUUCAUGAGAAUUGAUGAUAGAGAAUGGAAUAUACUGAAUGUUUAUGAGCAGGUGGAGGUGGAAAAUAGAGGAGAACUGAGCACGGACGUAGUGACGAUUCCGAACCUUUCAAGUAUUCGAUUCCGUGCUGAAAAUUAUAGUUUUAUUCAAACUGUUCCUGAAAAUCCACCUGAGGUGUUCAAAAAACUUGUCGAUGAUUAUUUAAGGUCUGGAACUAGAAUACGGUAUCUGGAAAUUUACAGUUUUCCACAAUGUCUUGAAAAUAAGGACGCAGAAACAUAUAAGCUUUAUGUAGACGAGCUGCAGCUAGAGCGUACCGACUAUGAUGAAUUCAAAAAAUUCUUACCAAUCAUCGGAAGCCAAGUUCGGAAGGUUAACGUCAAGUAUCGAGAAUCUACUAAAGAAAUUUUGAAGGAACCAUUAAUUAUUAACUGUCUGGAACUCUCCAUAAAAUGCGCAAUCAAUCAUCAAGAAAAUCUAGAAGAUCUUCUUCUAAGUCUCCGUAACAUGAAAAUUUCGAUUGUGUCCUGGAACUUCGAUAAGGCAAACAUCAAAGACUUGGCAGCAAAAUGGAAAGACAUUCAGAAACCGAUUGGGAGCAUUUUUACAGUUACUAUAAAAGAUUAUGAUUAUAUUCUUGAUGUGUUCGAUGUUUUGAAACAAGAUCUAGAAGCUGUUCCAUCAAAAGUAAAAAGUUUUGGAAACACAUUCUUCUCUAACUCUAUCACAAUUUCAAUAGAAGAAAAAUCGGAAAUCCUGGUUUAUGGUGGUCCAAGAACCACAGAACAUUCUUCGUUGCUAUGGUCGCUGAACAUGGAAGUCGUGCCACAUGGAACGAUAAUUUACAAAUAA
Molecule: messenger RNA, 996 nt
Organism: Caenorhabditis briggsae
Lineage: Eukaryota; Metazoa; Nematoda; Chromadorea; Rhabditida; Rhabditidae
Exons: 5
Coding region: 1-996 (331 amino acids)
Source: RefSeq, a predicted model, not a curated record